UCUUUCUCUAAGUAUUGUUAGCUGCAUAAGCAAAAUGACAAGCUUAUGGAAGCUGGGACAAUGGCUUUUACUUGUAACUGCUUUGGCAAUUUGCUUUGUAGCCAGCACUGUUGUUGCUGAUUACUCUUAUGGGCAUGCUUCUCCCUCACCUUCUUACACCUCUAAGAAGUAUUACAAAUCUCCAUCUCCAUCCAAGUAUCAUGUACCUAUUCCUUACUAUAAGUCACCUAUUCCUGCAAAGCACUACUACAAGUCGCCAACUCCCGCAAAAUACUAUAAAUCUCCAGCUCUCGUAAAAUAUUACAAGGCGCCAGUUCCCGCAAAAUACUACAAGGUGCCAGCUCAUGUAAAGAACUACAAAUCGCCAGCUCCCGUAAAAUACUACAAGUCACCAACUCCCGCAAAAUACUACAAAUCACCAACUCCUUCAAAGAACUACUACAAGUCACCAGUUCCUUCAAAGAACUACUACAAGUCGCCAGCUCCAUCAAAAUACUAUUACAAGUCGCCAUCUCCGGCAAAGUACUACAAAUCGCCAUCGCCUGCAAAGUACUACAAGUCACCAACCCCAACAACUUAUUACAAAUCGCCUACGCCCACCAACUACAAGUCUCCACCACCACCAACUUAUUAUGAGAAAUCACCUUCGUAUUACAAAUCACCUCCACCUCCUCCGAAAUACUAUGAGCAAUCACCUUAUUACAAGUCACCCCCACCCCCACCAAAAUACUAUGAGCAAUCACCAUCUUCUUACAAAUCUCCACCUCCACCGUACUAUAAAGAAUCUACACCUUCCUAUAAAUCUCCUCCACCUCCACCAAAAUACUACGAACAAUCACCUAUAAUUUACAACUUGCCGUCUCUACCAAAAACCUAUGAAAAAUCACCAUCUUAUUACUCAUCUCCGCCACCCACAAACUAUUACAAGCAAACUCCCACCUAUGCCUCUCCUCCACCACCUGAGAAGUACGAGCAAUCCGCUAUCUAUGCUUCACCUCCACCCCCAUCGGCAUCUCCUCCUCCAACCUACUACUAAUUUUAACUAUUCAAUCAUUUUCGCCAUUUCCACGACUUUUCAUUCCUUUUUGUCCUCUUUUUUGAAGCAGCUCCAUUUCCUCAUCCAAAAUUUGUAUAUGCUUCCCGGAAUGAUCGGGUUUUCUUAUUAUGUGUUCAAUGUUCUUUUGUUUUAAUAAUUUGUAUUAUUUAUUAUUUGGUUUAA
Molecule: messenger RNA, 1219 nt
Organism: Nicotiana tabacum (common tobacco)
Lineage: Eukaryota; Viridiplantae; Streptophyta; Magnoliopsida; Solanales; Solanaceae
Source: RefSeq, a predicted model, not a curated record